AUGGCAGAGAAUACUUCGCCCACAAAGCUGGGCCAGCAGUACAACUUGCAUGUGAUGAAUAUGCAAUCUCCUAACAGAUUUGACUUCGAGAAUGAGGAUACAAGGAACAGCACUAGUGGGUCAGUGUAUGGAACAGAUAAUGAACGAGAUAUAUGGUCUGCGAAUGCAAGAGGCACACCGCUAAGUUUUAGUAGCAGUGGUAAUAACGAUGGAGACUCAGCGAAGGCUGAUGCAUCCACCUUGCCUUCAGCCAGUUUUGGUGGUGGGGGUUCCAAUAUUUCAUCAAAAGUCAUAGAAUCACUGAAUGUCCAGGUGGAUACUCUAAGUAAUACGAAUUUACAACUCACAAGUCAGUAUCAAGAAGUACUGAAGAAAUUACAGGACGCAGUUGACCGCGAAGCAGAAUGGUCUGAGACAGUAUCCAAGUUGCAGGUACACAACAGAGAGAUAAAUACUGCACUCGAGGAUAAAACUGCUGAGUUAAAGGAAUGUGAUAACAAUUUACUUGCAAUCAAAAAGGAAUAUGAGCAAAUAACUACCGAGAAUUCAAAGCUGGCUUCUGAUUACAAGGAAUUGUCAAAGUCACUAGGUAGCUUGAGAGGUCAGUAUGCAAAAUCAAAGAUAAGGAAAAAUAUCUUACAAAGUUUACAGGAGGAAUAUAAGCAAGCUUGUAAUGAUGAAAUUGAAGCAGUACGGAACAAUCUUGAUAUGGUGGAAAGUAAGAUAGGCCAUUAUAAUUCAGAUGAAAAGCAAAAGCUUGAUGAUAUAUUGGAUGCACACUCUGUACUCGAAAAAGAAGUGACUUCACGGAAACUUGAGAACGAAACGGCUAUCGAGGAGCUUGAAACUAAAUGGAAUGAUCUUUCCACAAAGGUUCAUCUUGAGUCAAUCACUGAGCAUUACUCUAGCUUUAAAUCAGAGCUCACAGAACUAUGUGAGAAGAUGGAUAUACCUGUAAAGCAAUUUCCACAGACCACAAGAAACAGGACGCCCAACAUGGUUAUGGAGAGAAGCAGAUUCAGGAAGCCAACGCCUGACGCAUCCAAGAGGGCAAGUUUCUACGGUAUCACUUCUCCUAUGUUACAACAAGGAUUCAAAAUACCAGAUGUUGCUAGUUCUAGCGCUGGCAAACCUAAGAAUAGUGUACUUCCGGGUGUAAAAUCAAAGAGAUAA
Molecule: messenger RNA, 1173 nt
Organism: Nakaseomyces glabratus
Lineage: Eukaryota; Fungi; Ascomycota; Saccharomycetes; Saccharomycetales; Saccharomycetaceae
Gene: SHE3
Product: She3p
Biological process (GO): mRNA transport; endoplasmic reticulum inheritance
Source: RefSeq, a predicted model, not a curated record